This is a messenger RNA of Erpetoichthys calabaricus (reedfish), 3601 nucleotides long. RefSeq names its product zinc finger protein 239-like. Bases 172 to 1377 code for a protein of 401 amino acids. The transcript is spliced from 2 exons. Lineage: Eukaryota; Metazoa; Chordata; Cladistia; Polypteriformes; Polypteridae. The record is from RefSeq and is a predicted model, not a curated record.
GUCGGACCUCAUGAUUUACUGAGCAGCGCUUGUUUGGUUUUUGAAAUAGCUGUAAUUUCUUCACGCCGAACGUUCUUCUGGAUGCAACGUUUCAUUUUUAGUGCUUCGAAGCUAUUUCUGUUAUACAUUAGCAGUUUUCCUUUGUACACAAACUGAAGUGGGACUCGACAAAUGGAUUCAAAAGCAUUGUAUUGUGAGAAGGGCUUGAAUUUUGGUCAUGAAGAAUAUAAGCCAAUAAAGAAAGAAAUGACAGAAACUAUUGCAGUACUGGAAGGCAUUUCAGUAAAGGUGGAAAUAAAGGAAGAUCUUGUAAAUAAUAAUGAUACAAAGGAUAAUAUUUCACAGCAGACAAAUAUUUCAAUCAAAGGUGAAAUCAAGGAAAAUAUUUCAAUAAAGGAUGAUAUUGCAACACAGGAAGAUGUGGUAAAUAUUCCAAUACUUGCCACUGUCUUAGUAAAAGAAGAAAUUAAGGAAGAAAUUACAAUAAUAGACUAUAAGCCACUCAGUGAAGACUUAGAUCAAGCAUCUAUACUGAACUGUCAAGAGUCCAGUAGAAUUAAAGAGGAAGACCAGGAGCCCCUGCACAUUAAAGAAGAGGCUUCUGAAAUUAACAUUUGUUCAACCAUUAAGCAAGAAGAGAAGCCAUUGGAUGGAAAUGUCACCACAAACAUUCAAGAGGAAUUCUUUCCUCUGGUGUCCUUGCAGUAUGGUCAAAAGGCUGUCAGGCCGAAUUUUGAGCCAGGCAAAGAUCCUAGGCAAAAAGACCAGAAUGAGGAUGACUUUAUGACACAUGAAAAUGAUAAUAGUGUGAAGACCCCAUGGUGGUUAACGGAAGAUAUCCGAAAUUUCAAAAAGAAACCAAGCAUCAUGAAGCAACAAAUCUUGCAAGAGGAAGUGCAUUGGUACAACUGUUCUGAAUGUGGAAAGAAUUUCAUCAGAUUUGCUAGCCUUAAGGUUCACUUGAGGCUUCAUCGAGGGAAGAAGCCAUACCAGUGUGAAGAAUGUGGGAAGAGCUUCAGUUAUCAAUGUGACUUUAAGGUUCAUGAGAGGAUCCAUACGGGUGAGAAACCCUACAGGUGUGAUGAGUGUGGGAAAAGCUUCACUAAUAUAUCUGCUCGUAAGACGCAUCAGCGAGUUCAUACUGGGGAGAAGCCAUACAUGUGCAAAACAUGUGGGAAGCGGUUCAGUCAAAUGUCGGGCCUGAAAACGCAUCAGCAAAUCCAUACAGGAGAUAAACCUUACAUUUGUGCUGAUUGUGGGAAAAGCUUUGGGCAUAUGUUUAACCUUAAGGCGCACCAGAGAGUCCACACGGGUGAGAAGCGACCAAAGAAGCACUCAUCUGAGACAGUGAAUACUACUGUAAAAACUGCUAAUUAGAUAUUAGGAAAAAUGAGUACCCAACUGAAAUCUGAAUUGAAGUGUCAGUCCUACAUGACUACUCUUUGCAGCUGAAGGAAAAGAAUAAAAUAUAAAAUAUUUUUAUAAGCCCUUUAGAAAAGUCAGAAACACUAUGCAUAUUAUUAAUAUUAUUGCUUUUAAAGAACUGCAAAUAGUAUUACUGAAAAGGGCAAUGUAAGAAGUACAUUCAUUGACAAUUAAUUACCAUUCCACCUAUUCUCUAUUCAAUUUUUUGUCAUUCUUGUCACUCCUGUGUGAACAUCUAAGAGGGAGAUGUCCAGCAUGCUGCUCUUUAGCAGGACACAAACACUUGUAUCCUACAAUAGAAAAACUUCGGAUCACAUUCAUACUGGAAGAGUUGGUAAGCUGCAGUUGGAAGGCACUCUGGAGAACUGAGCCUAGCCAUGGGGGCACCAAUGUGUUACCAAGUACCACCCUAGAAAAUAGUUUCAUACGGUUGACUGUGACCUUCAAGAAGUCUGUUUAGAUCACUUUAACAGAAACAAAUUUUUACUUGGGCUUUAAUAAGAGGUGGUAGAAGAAACAAAACUGCUUGUGUUUAUCAUGUUAAAUAGAAAUGGGUCUCUACACCUCUUAACGUUCAGACAGCAGCUGCUCCAUCCUCUCUCUUCUGGUUAAUAAUGGCUGCACAACUGGUACAAAGCUGUUUUUAGAGCUGUGGAAUUACAAUACAUGUAUGUAAUAUCAGUUUGUUUUUCUGUUGUGCCAAUACACAGCCCCGUAAUUGGAAAAGUGGUAUGAAUUAAACCUAUUUUACAUACAGUUCUGGAAAUAUAGGAAUGCAGCUUGACUUGACAAGAAUGGCAGAUGGAUAAGCUUAUCUAGUACAAACAAAUGACCUUAAAUCAAGCAAGAUGGUAAAUAAAAUAAAGGCAAUUUGAAAAAUACAUGGUAGCUGCAAUGGAUAGAAGCUUACAUAGUAUAACAAAUUUGUGAUGGCUUAUGGGUAAUUCAAACAUGCACAUUGCAGCGCUCUACCGUUAGUCUGGUUAAAGCCAAGAUGAAUGCUCUGCUGCAUGAAUGCACCAAUGGUGAGCAACAUGCCAUAGUGAAAUUUCUUUGGGCAGAGGGAGUGAAAUCUGCUGAAAUUCACUGAAGGAUGUUGGCUUGUGCAGAUAAGUAAGCUGUUUGGGUACCCAUCUUGUGCAAACUUUACAGUACUCCAACUUGUCGUGCACUAUGGCAUCUGCAAAUCAAUAGCUUAUAUCUAAAUAUGCAGUAACAGCGGAUAACGUAAUCUGUUGAUCUCCUCUGAAGAAGGAAUUUGACAUGUCAAUGUAGGCUUAUGUUCAUGAUGUUAAAGGUCAGCCAGGCUGACCUUCAUCGGUUACACUUGUCCUUCCCGUCUUAACCCUUUCCACCCCUUUGUAAAAUUUUAGUUGAGUUAUGGCAUUUUCACUUUCAUACCGAGCUAAUAUCCUUUGAAUUUCAAAAGUUUUCACUCCCUCUGCCCAAAGCAAUGUCACUACAGGGUGUUGUUCAGCAAUGGCGCAACCCUGCAGCAGAAAAUCCAUGAAAAUUUGACUUUGGCUUGAACUAGACUCAUGACGGAGCACUGCCCUGUAUGUGUUUGAGCUACCCAUAAGCCAUUGUGAACAUGUUGCAUUGCACCAGCUUCUAUCUAUUGUGUAAUUUUCAAAUUGCCUUUAGUUUUUAAUUUACCCGUGCAUCAUUUGAAAAAAUGAAUUGUUAGAGUGGAGGCGAGCAUGACACUUUUAUAACACGAUGAAGUCAAUUAGCAUUCUCAUUAUCUACAAUUCAAUAUGCAGAAUCCAUUAAGAAAACAAAAAUUGUUUAAUUAUUGAAUGUAGCUUGAGACAUAAUGUUUGGAGACACCUUUUUAAGAAUGGCACAUACAUUUCACACAGCUCCUUUACGUGCAGUUUCACUUCCAACCAGUUUGCUGCUUUAAAUAUUAAGAUGAAUAUCUUCUUAGUGACAGCAGAAUCAGGUCUGAUCUGAGAAACAAUCACACCACAGACUGCAGGGAAGGAAAAAAUGUUGAAACUUGAACUUUACAAGUUGCUUUUGAUUUUUCCAUGUCUUCCUCUAUUACUACGGCAUCUCAACCCCACCUAUGUGCAUAUUAAAUGUACCAUUCAGAAUUUCUUUGUACUUAAGAGUGAUGAUGGUUUCUGCUAAGAGAUAUCCUUCAAAGUAAACUGAAUUAUUUUCCUCCAUA